Messenger RNA from Oikopleura dioica, 1686 nucleotides. The record is from the annotation of a GenBank genome assembly. NCBI's taxonomy places the organism in Eukaryota, Metazoa, Chordata, Appendicularia, Copelata, Oikopleuridae.
AUGAAAAAUUUUAAGAGAUCUAGCUCAUGGCUUGCGACAUUGCCGAAGAAUUUUCAGGGAUCAAAUCCUGCAAAGCCACUGAUAAGUGCACCAGACGAAUUGAAAAGGAAAAAAUACGACGCUUUGGUCGUUGGUGCUGGUCAUAAUGGGCUCAUUGCAGCGACAUAUCUCGCGAAGAAAGGAAAAAAAGUCGCUGUGAUCGAGAAGCGGCACAUGAUCGGUGGAGCAGCUGUGACUGAGGAACUACUUCCUGGGUUCCAUUUUUCUCGGGCGAGUUAUCUUAUGGCUCUCCUCAGGCCAGAAAUCAUUCAAGAGCUCGAUCUUGUCAAACAUGGACUCAAGUGGUUUGUCAGAGAGCCUCAUGCCUUUACUCCACUGAGAGAUGAUGAUAGAUUUUUGUUACUAGGUUCUGAUGCCAAAGCGAAUUGUGAUUCAAUUGCGCAGUUUUCAAAGAAAGACGCAAAAAUAUAUGACCAGUACAAUAAUGAAAUGGAAAAACUCGCUGAUGCUAUCACACAUCUCAUGACAGCCAUGCCUCCAGAUGAGAGAUCAAGGUUGGGGGAGAACAUAAAAACCGGAAAGCAAAUGUACAAAAUGGGAAGAGAGCUUGAUUGGGACUUUUCGCUUUUGCACAAAGUUGCGACCGCCCCAAUGAGCAAGAUUCUCGACCAGUGGUUUGACUCUGAGCCACUAAAAGCUUGCUUGGCGACUGAUGCUGUUAUCGGAGCAAUGCUCAGUCCGCAUACUCCUGGAUCGGGUUAUGUGUUACUUCAUCACGUAAUGGGAGGCGUCGAAGGACACAAGGGCGCUUGGGCAUAUGUUGAAGGCGGAAUGGGAGGAGUAUCACUAGCUAUUGCUAAAGCACUCAAAGAAGCUGGCGGAGACAUUUACACUGAAACACCAGUAUCUUCUAUAAAUGUCAGCAAUGGCAAAGCCAACUCACUUACCUUACAUGAUGGGUCGAUUGUUUCUGCGUCGAAGAUUCUAGCAAAUACAACUCCAAAAGUUACUUACGAGCAUUUGAUGUCUGAAAAAGAUCUUCCGUCUGGAUUUCUAAGUGAUAUAAAAGGCAUUGACUACACAUCUCCAGUGACGAAACUCAACAUCGCUGUGGACAAAUUACCAUCUUUCAAAUGCACGCCACACUCGGGAAAUACCCCAGGCCCUCAUCAUUUCACAACAAUCCACAUGAACUGUGAAAGUAUGGCAGAAAUAGACAGAGCGUACAUGGAAUGUGCGACAACAGGCCGACCAUCGAGAAACCCGAUCAUCGAGAUGACUAUUCCAUCUGUCCUGGACAAAACCCUUGCACCCGAAGGCUCCCACACAAUCGGGCUCUUCACUCAGUACUCGCCCAUCACUUUUGACGGGAAGAAAUGGACUGACGAGCAAAGAGAGAACUACACCGAGAGAUUGUUUUCAGUCAUUGAAGAUUAUGCACCAGGCUUUAAAGAUUCAGUUCUGGGUGUCGACGUCCUGACGCCGCAAGAUAUCGAGGAGCAAAUCGGUCUUACAGGAGGAAACAUUUUUCACGGUGCAAUGGGUCUUGAUCAGCUCUUCAUAGGACGCCCCGGCUAUCGAUCCCCUAUUUCUGGGCUUUACUUGUGCGGAUCUGGAGCGCAUCCUGGAGGCGGAGUGAUGGGACUCCCUGGGAAACAUGCUGCUCUUGCUGCUCUUGCUGACUAG